AUCCAAUCAUCCAGAUCAUCGCAGAGCAGGGAUAAAGGCCGGGCAGUGGUAUUUGUUCCCAGCUGUUUGUGCUGCAUCGCACACCCUCUCGUGACUACCCCGCGUUUCUGGUGACGAGACGAAGGACAUAUAAACCUUGUGUCACCCAGCACCUCUGUCGACACAACACAGUUGAAAGAGCUUGUGGAUCUUGACUUUCCUUCCUACAACUCACAGCUCUUUCUCCCUCUCAUCCUCAUAUUCAUCAAACAAUUCAUCUACCCUCGCAAUUUUGAAGAUGUCAACCCCUCAGAUCAUCCAGGGACUCUCGUCUGCUGGAUCCACCCUUGGUGCAUACUCCAGACAGCAGCUGGCGACUCUGCGCAACCGCUUCCUCAAUACAGAGAAGCGAAGAACAAGAUACCAGCUCGCUCAGACUUCGUUUACCGUUCACCGACCGGUCUGGAUUGCCGCAGGCGGUGCGGCCUAUACAACCAUGGGCGCCAUCUACCUUACCCUACGCUACAUGCGACACUUAAAGUAGACCUUUUUUGUUCACCUCACGCGACUUUCGCAGGGAAGGGAAGGGGGUUCAGCAGAUCGAGUCUAGCUGUCCGAGACAGUCGGACUUCGUACUUUCGAUGACACCAGUCACAUUUGCUUUCGAACCAAUCAUUCCAUUUAUUGAGGGAGGCUUUUGAGGGCGGGAUUUUCCAGGUGAUUACCUACCGGCGUUUAGGAGGGUUUUGUUUAUUUUUAUCGAGGGGCCAAGGACUUGGAACACAGUACUUCAGGUGUACUUAGUUACUACUACUGCCUAGUAUCAUCUUAGCAUCAUAAAUCUUAUGAGUCAGAUUCACAAAGAUAAAUGUCGAAAAGAGAGGGGCACUGCUCGAUAAGAGCGUCAGCCCGCCAGCCUCAGGGAGGGAGGGUUGAGGCAGGUUCAGCGUGGACUACAGCC
This is a messenger RNA of Aspergillus uvarum CBS 121591, 940 nucleotides long. RefSeq lists its product as uncharacterized. The coding region runs from base 278 to 523 and encodes 81 amino acids. The record is from RefSeq and is a predicted model, not a curated record. The transcript is spliced from 2 exons. NCBI's taxonomy places the organism in Eukaryota, Fungi, Ascomycota, Eurotiomycetes, Eurotiales, Aspergillaceae.